AUGUGGAGCAUCAGCGGAUGUCACAGGGCGCGUGUCCAACGCUCUAAAUUCUUUUUCUCCUUUGAUUUUCCCAGACCACCGUUUCAAUUCAACUCAAUUCCCUUCAACGCAAGUACAAACACCAUCACGAUGUCGGCGCAACCUACAAUCCGCCUUGCGACAGCAGAGGACGUCCCCCUAAUCCUCCAAUUCAUCCGCGAACUCGCCGACUACGAAAAAGCGCUGCACGAAGUCGAAGCCACCGAAUCCUCCCUCCUCGCAACCCUUUCCUUCCCCCCAACCGACAACAAGAAUGAAACCCCCGCGCCCAAGCGCGGCGGCUCCGUCUACACAGCCCUGAUCACACCCCCCGCAACACCCUCAACCCCAUCGCCAACCCCCGUCGGCAUGGCGCUCUUCUUCUACAACUACUCGACGUGGCGCGCGGCGCCGGGGAUCUACCUCGAGGACCUGUACGUGCAGCCUGCGGCGCGAGGCAACGGGUACGGGUUCCAGUUGCUCAAGUGGCUUGCGGCGAAGGUGGUGGAGAUCAAGGGGCGCAGGCUGGAGUGGAGUGUGCUUACGUGGAACGAGCCCAGUAUUCAGUUCUAUAAGCAGGUUGGGGCGCGGGCGAUGGAUGAGUGGUUGAAGAUGAUGGUCGAGGGGGAGGCAUUGGAUAAGCUGGCGGAGGGGGCGCUGUAG
Aspergillus calidoustus is the source of this 681-nucleotide messenger RNA. Lineage: Eukaryota; Fungi; Ascomycota; Eurotiomycetes; Eurotiales; Aspergillaceae. The record is from the annotation of a GenBank genome assembly.